This is a messenger RNA of Geodia barretti, 222 nucleotides long. Lineage: Eukaryota; Metazoa; Porifera; Demospongiae; Tetractinellida; Geodiidae. The record is from the annotation of a GenBank genome assembly.
ACUGGUGGACCUGCUACCACUGUCACUUGGACCAGAGACUCCACCACUGUCACCCAAGGAACCCAGACUGUGUUAAAUGACGCAGUGACUGCACAGUACACCCACACUCUGACUGUGACUGCUUUCGGAGCAUACACAUGUAAUGUGUCUAAUAACAAGCCAUCAUCUUAUUCAGCUAGCAUCACAUUAGAUCUUUCACCUCCCACUGGUGUGUCAGCAGCC